CAAUGACAGCUUGGAAAUCCAGUCCGUUCGCUCACCGACCCGUCUGCGAAGGAACAGAAAGAAUACUAAAACCAACCUCUCAUCGAAAGCACUGAACGUCUCGCACCAAGUCUCAACAUGAAAGCAAUAAGCCCAGUAAGAUCUUUCCGGAAAAACAGCGCGAAUCUGUCUGAACAUAGUCUGGGAAUCUCUCGGAGCAAGACUCCGGUGGAUGAUCCAUUAAGCCUGCUUUACAACAUGAACGACUGCUACUCCAAGCUGAAGGAGCUGGUGCCCAGCAUCCCUCAAAACAAAAACGUGAGCAAGAUGGAAAUCCUGCAGCAUGUCAUCGACUAUAUUCUGGACCUGCAGAUCGCACUUGACUCCAAUGUCGCAAUAACGAGCCUCCAUCACCCGCGACCGGGGCAAGCGACAUCCAGGACUCCCCUAACAACUCUCAAUACAGAUAUCAGCAUCUUGUCAUUACAGUCUCCGGAGUUCCCAUCAGAGCUGAUAACAGAUGACAGCAGGAAUCUUCAUCGUUAAAGCGGGUAGGUGUUUGGUUAAGACACACAACACAGGACCUGGGAACCGGACUUUUUCCCCCUAAAUUUUUGUCCUCGGGUUCUGGAUUUUCUUCAAUUGAAUCAAGAGACUUUGCUUAUAAAGGACAAUCUAUGUGAUGUGUUUUCAGUUCGGACACUCAUAUUAUUUAAGACUUGUUUUGGUCCUUUCUUGAAAUGGAAGGCGCGCUAUACUCCCUACACGGGGAGAAAAACAAAUAAGAGAUUGUCACAAGGAUUUCCUCUUAUCGCCCAUGAAGUCUUCGCUUUUUCUCCGGAAUUGGAGAGUGAAUAGAAGGCAACUUGGUUAGUUACUGUAUAUAGUUUAGUCUGUCUUGUCAGAAUUGUUACUCUUCUUCGCACAUGGACUGGACGUUGUAAAAAAAAAAAAAAAUCACACAAAAAAAAACGAACGUGCGAAACCUUGUGCACUCAGUUUUAUCUUGUAUAGUUGCAGGAAUUGCACAUUUCUGCAAAAGUGUAAUGCUGUACUUAAUUAUGCUGAAACUUUUUAUAAAAGUAAUAAUGUAAAUUGUAACGUUUUUAUACAAAAAAAAAUAAUAAACAAAUCAAAUGCAUUUUUGAGCAUGUCUCCCAGCUGUAUGGAAACUUGUAGCCUAUAGACAGAAAUUCUUGAGAUUGGAAUUACAAAAGGUAACGUGACACAAUGUUUUGGCUGAAAAUGGUUCUGCAAUGCUAGGUUGUCACGAUCAUCUACAAUCCCAAAAUGAGUUUCAAUUCCCAGCCCAUAGCGGUGGUAAUGAAGUCAUUGUAGUGGGAAUGUCAAUCUUUCAUGACAGUUGUGUCAACUGAAUGAUUAAAUGUAAGGAAUGG
This is a messenger RNA of Oncorhynchus mykiss (rainbow trout), 1376 nucleotides long. NCBI's taxonomy places the organism in Eukaryota, Metazoa, Chordata, Actinopteri, Salmoniformes, Salmonidae. The record is from RefSeq and is a predicted model, not a curated record.